GGAGGUUGGGGAGGGUCUGCUUGUGAUCUCUCCGGGGAAAGCCUCUCCUUCCUCUUUUCCUCUCCUCUUCCCCUUUCACUACACGGAACCUAAAAUGCUAAGGUUCCGUGUCCCAAUUCUCAAACAAGUACCAUAAUAAUAUUAAAAAAAAAUCCUAGUAUUAUCCUUGUGUUGUGUGUUUCCCUUCCUUUUUUAAGGUAGUUUUUCUUGUUGUACGGUGUUUGUGUUUAGUUGGGUUUGGUUGAGUCAAUUCGUCGACACGAAAGAGAAGAGAAAAACUGGGUCUGAUUGUUGCUUCUGGAUUUCAUUUGGGUCUGGUUGGCGUUGCGUUAUAGCAUCUCUUUGCGAAAGUUUGAAUUUUUCUAUUUCAUCGUUGAGAACGACAAUGGCGAAUGGAGAAGAAAAAGGCAAUGACUUCUAUGCGGUUAUGGGAUUGGAUAAGGAGUGCACAGAAUCAGAGCUCAGAAAUGCUUAUAAGAAACUCGCAAUGAAAUGGCACCCUGAUCGUUGUUCAGCGUCGGGGAAUUCAAAGUUCGUGGAAGAAGCUAAGAAGAAAUUCCAGGCAAUUCAGCAAGCCUAUUCCGUUUUAUCUGAUGCGAAUAAGCGGUUCUUGUAUGACAUAGGAGUCUAUGACAGCGAUGACGACGACAUUGGGAUGGGAGAUUUCUUGAACGAAAUGGCAGCAAUGAUGAGCCAAACAAAACCAAAUGAAAAUGGGGAGGAGAGCUUUGAGGAGUUGCAACAACUGUUUGAAGAUAUGUUUCAAAGUGACAUUGGAUGUUCUGGAAGUGACUCCCACACUGCUGCUUCUUGUUCUGCAUCAUCUACGUACGUAACUUACUCUGAAACUUCCACUUCUAACAAACGCAAUUCCUCGGAGAUGAAUGUUGGGAAGAAUGCGGAUUCUCUUGACUUUGAAGCCACCUUCCAGGACUUCUGUCUAGGGACAGGUGGAUCGGCUACAAGACAUAAAGAAGGGAGGAGGAGAAGGAGGAGUACGAGGAACAGGUAGCAGUAAGCGAAGACAUGGUAGGAAACAAAAGGUUGCAUCUGGGCAUGAUGUUUCCUCCAAUGAGAUCUCCGGUAUUUCGGCAUAGUCACCACCUCGUUGGCCAUAUGCUUCUCACCAAUCUGGGGAUUUUGGAACGAUUCACUGAUAUUCUUAACCUGACUCUCUCAAAGCUGAACUGUGAUUGAUCUGUCUGGAACACAACAAUGACUACAUGUAAUACUGAUAUGAAGAGAGUUAUUAACAAUGUUGGGGCGUCAACAAAAUUGUCCAGUCUUGGAGAGAGGGUUGACUCGGUCUUUUUUAAUCAUUUUGCUUGCUGCCAUUUUAGAUUCAAGAUGGAACUUGGAAUCAAAUCAAAAUUUAAUUUAACGGCC
This is a messenger RNA of Neltuma alba, 1386 nucleotides long. Its product is annotated as dnaJ homolog subfamily B member 6. The transcript is spliced from 6 exons. NCBI's taxonomy places the organism in Eukaryota, Viridiplantae, Streptophyta, Magnoliopsida, Fabales, Fabaceae. The coding region runs from base 386 to 1012 and encodes 208 amino acids. The record is from RefSeq and is a predicted model, not a curated record.